Rana temporaria (common frog) is the source of this 481-nucleotide messenger RNA. Its product is annotated as 60S ribosomal protein L37-like. Bases 168 to 461 code for a protein of 97 amino acids. NCBI's taxonomy places the organism in Eukaryota, Metazoa, Chordata, Amphibia, Anura, Ranidae. The transcript has 2 exons. Gene Ontology annotation, molecular function: structural constituent of ribosome; RNA binding. Gene Ontology annotation, biological process: translation. The record is from RefSeq and is a predicted model, not a curated record. Gene Ontology annotation, cellular component: cytosolic large ribosomal subunit; ribosome.
UGUAGUUUGGCCGGUUUACCUUACUUAGGAUGCUGGAGCCUAGACCUGAAGCUAAUUGAAGAAUCUGCUUGGGUGAGGACAAUGCUGGAUUCCUGAACAGAGAUCACAGUACUCUCCCUGACAACAUAAAAACUUGGAGUCGUCAAACGUCUCGGCCAUCGGGUAAGAUGACGAAGGGAACAUCUUCAUUCGGAAAGCGCCGCAAUAAGACGCACACUCUGUGCCAUCGAUGUGGCCCUAAAGCCUUCCAUUUACAGAAGUCCACCUGUGGCAAGUGUGGAUACCCAGCUAAGUGCAAGAGAAAGUACAACUGGAGUGCCAAGGCCAAGAGACGCAACACCACCGGAACCGGCCGCAUGAAACAUCUGAAAGUUGUGUACCGCAGGUUCAAGAAUGGAUUCCGUGAAGGUACAACUCCUAAACCCAAGAGAGCCGCAGUUGCAGCUUCCAGCUCCUCUUAAAGCGGAGUUCCACCCAAAAG